Messenger RNA from Paramecium pentaurelia, 1238 nucleotides. NCBI's taxonomy places the organism in Eukaryota, Ciliophora, Oligohymenophorea, Peniculida, Parameciidae. The record is from the annotation of a GenBank genome assembly.
AUGGGCUGUUGCAUGAAGGGGAAGGCUCAUGUAGCAGCGAGUUCCAUAAAUCCAACUCUGAGAUAGACUAGGAAAUUUGAAUCUCAACGUUCUAGAGUGGAUGAAAUGAAGUCUGAAGUGUUUGAGAAAACUAUGUAUGGGAAUGAAGAUAACUAUUAUGAUGCUGAUGAAUUAACUUGCAUCGAUCGCAAUUAACUAUUAAGUCUUAUUAAAAGUGAGCCAAAAAAGAUUCGUUGGACUCCUGGAUAAGUAAUUGGUUAAGGGUCUUUUGGAAGAGUAAUAGAGGCUAUGAAUCUAGAUACUGGAUAAUUGAUGGCAGUUAAAUAAGUGAUGGUUGAUAUUCGAAAUGAAGAUCGUAUAAUAGCACUUGAGAUAGAAAUUGAUUUACUUUCUUUAAUCAAACACAAAAACAUAGUUUCUUAUUAUGGAAUGGAAAGAACAGAUAAGACUUUAAAUAUCUUUCUUGAGAGAGUUGCAGGUGGAUCCUUAAGUUCAAUGCUCUAGAAAUUUGGUUCAUUUUAGGAAUCUUUAAUUAAAGUUUAUAUGCGUCAAAUUUUGUUGGGAUUGGAAUAUUUACAUUAAAAUGGCAUAAUGCAUAGAGAUAUUAAGGGUGCAAAUGUACUUGUUGAUAAUUAAGGAGUUUGCAAAUUAGCUGACUUUGGAAGCAGUAAGAAGAUUGCAUUAAAUAGUGAUAGCACUAUAUUUGGAACUCCUAAUUUUAUGGCUCCUGAAGUUGUACAAUAAUAAAAAUCUGGGAGGAAAGCUGAUAUUUGGAGUUUAGGAUGUACCAUGAUAGAAUUGGCAACAGGUAAGCCACCAUGGCAUUAAUUAACAAAUUAAUUUGCGGUUAUGAUAAAGAUAGGUAAAGGUGAGAUACCAUAAAUACCAGAAGGAUUUUCAGAAGAAGCCAAAAGUUUUGUUUCACAUUGUUUAGAGUAAUUUUAGGGAGUAAAUAUAUUAUUAGGGUUGAUGAACGAAAACGUUGGAAUGCUACUAAAUUAUUAAAACAUCCAUUUCUGAUUCAAUAGAAUAAACUCGAAAUUCCUUAAGGAAAAAUUCCUUUACGUAAUACACCUGGGAGUAAAUCUAAAUAAAAAUAGCGAUCAUUCAAAUAUCCAGAAUAGGAAACUUCUCAUUCUCCUGGUUAAUUGAAAGAAUUUGAAUAAUAACAUUCAGAAAAUCUUUAACCCAUGAAUGACAGUUCCUUUGUUCUUAAAUAGAAAAGGUAAUAGGAAUGA